GGCAUGCAGCAGCUGAGCUCUAUUCAAGUAGGGUCGAUUAGUGAUUGCAUUGACCAAGAUUGCUCAUUUUAUCCACUGCUCCGGCGCGAUCAAGAAGGCGGCUCCCUCGCUCGUCGUGGAUGGUGUCUGCAAACUUGGAUCUUAUGAAUUGCAUCCACCUCUUUUUUCCCAUGAAGAGUCAUUGUCUGAGCUAUCCCUCUUGCUGCAAUUACGGACCACUCUUGCCAUGCUUUUUAAGGGACCUCCUCUUCUCUGACUUGUCAUUAUCUUGCUCCUCUAUCCUAUCCCUUUGAUGCAUGUUUUGGACAACUCAUUUGAGGCCCUCCCCUACGAUUAGCAAUCGUCUUUUCCCAUUAUCUACCCAUUUUGUGGCAAGUUUUGGACCAAUGUUGCACUACUUUUAUACAGGACAACUUCUUCUGUGACUAUUAGCCAUUCUUAUAUGGUCCUUUACAUGUAUAUACCCUCUGUUAUUGCUGCAAGUUUUUGGACAACUGUUGCAUAGUUUUAGGACAACUGUUGCAUAGUUUUAGGACAAUUUUGAGGAGGGGUUAUCUGAUAUUUGAAACUGUUAUUAAUAGGAGGAAACAGGAUGAGUAUCCAUUUGCUGGAAAAUGUUCUAAGGUCGCAGACGGUCCACCUGGAGAAGAUGAAGGGUCGGCUCCUGGUGGAUAUGCAGGAGGCCGAGAAGGAGGAGGAUAGAUUAAAGGAAUAUCGGCAUGAGAUGGACCUGCUCAACCAGGAGAGGCUGGCACACGUAGAGGAACUCAGACAGAUACAUUCAGACAUUAACACAAUUGAGAGCGUGAUAAAGAACACAGAGGGAGACAGGAACAAGGCGUUUGAGGCAGCUUGGAAGAUGUACCAGGAAUACGUUUGCCUCAAAGAACAAAUCAACGCCCAGAGAAUGUCGAUAGGACUAGAUCGUAUCCCAGAGCUUACAGAGGAAGACCGGAGACUUGAUCCAGAGCUCCUGAGGAAGAGAAGAGCAGAGUGGCACGACACAGAGAAGAGGGAUCCCCCGUCGCCCCUCACCCCGACUUCAUGCCCCCUACCCGUACCUCUGGAACACCCUACACCCCUUCAGAUGCCAGGAACCAGCCACACCAAGGAGAUGAACGGCCCCCUUCCUCCUCCUCCACCCCCUUUCAAACAGCAACCACCACCCAUGAAGAACUGUCUGUCGUGCCACCAGCAGAUCCACAGAAAUGCUCCCAUCUGUCCUCUGUGCAAGGCCAAGAGUAGGUCCAGGAACCCUAAGAAGACCAAGAGAAAGCAUGAGCAAUGAGCUAUAGGACCAGGACCCGGUCCAGGACCAGGUCUCCAUUCUGCCACACCUCAGCAUGCCAAGAUUUGUAUUGAACUGUACAAGCCAAGAAGUACUCAGAAAUGUUUGUGAUCAUAUGAUCUUGAAGAAAGGGUUCUAUUUUGUUUUAAAAAAAUCAUAAAUGUAUGAGAGAGGAAUAUGGGUUCUUGGAGAAAAAAAAAGGAAAGUAUAGCCAGUCUUGUUCAAGAAUGUUGCAAAUCUGAAUGCUUAUGGAAGUCAAGUGAUGAUGUUUUAAAUCUACGCAACUAUCUGGCACUGAAUUGUGGGUCGAUGAAUCACUUUGCGUCUGGGUUUUUUUUUCUUUCUUUUUUAGAAAGCAAAGAAAAUUCUUUGGGAAAGACUUGGGUGUUUCUAAGAAGAUGCAUGGCACCUAAACUGAAACUUAAUCUAACUGUAGAAUGCCAACACAGAUAAGCACAUGUGGGGCAGUGUAUUAUUCUUGAUUGGCAAAAGACAAAACAUCUGGUUGGAAAUGUCA
This is a messenger RNA of Lytechinus variegatus (green sea urchin), 1805 nucleotides long. It is a transcript of the gene zc4h2, whose product is annotated as zinc finger C4H2 domain-containing protein-like. Gene Ontology annotation, biological process: positive regulation of neuron differentiation. The record is from RefSeq and is a predicted model, not a curated record. NCBI's taxonomy places the organism in Eukaryota, Metazoa, Echinodermata, Echinoidea, Temnopleuroida, Toxopneustidae. The coding region runs from base 593 to 1288 and encodes 231 amino acids. The transcript has 5 exons. Gene Ontology annotation, cellular component: nucleus.